Messenger RNA from Lactuca virosa, 1596 nucleotides. NCBI's taxonomy places the organism in Eukaryota, Viridiplantae, Streptophyta, Magnoliopsida, Asterales, Asteraceae. The record is from the annotation of a GenBank genome assembly.
AUGGAGGUGAUGAAUGAAAAUUCCACAUUGUAUUCUGCUGUGACGAUGAACCUCGAGAGUACUCAUAGUCAGGUCGUUCCGAUCACAUUAUUCGUUGCGCUACUCUGUGUAUGUUUAGUCAUUGGACACUUGCUUGAAGAGUAUCCUUGGUUGAACGAGUCCAUCACUGCUAUCCUCAUCGGGUUUGUUGUUGGAACAAUCAUCUUAUGCACAAGCAAGUGGAAAAGCUCUCGUCUGUUACGAUUCAGUGAAGAAUUAUUCUUUAUCUACUUACUUCCACCUAUAAUCUUCAAUGCUGGCUUUCAGGUGAAGAAGAAACAAUUCUUCCACAACUUUUUCCCUAUCAUGUUGUUUGGAGUCACAGGUGUUCUCAUAUCAACAUCUAUAGUUGCAGCUGGUUGUUGGUGGCUGUUUCCAAAAUUAGGGUUUAAUGGUUUGACUAUCAGCGAGUAUUGGGGGACAAUUUUCUCAUCAACAGAUACUGUAUGCACAUUACAGGUUUUGAGUCAAGAUGAGACACCUUUACUAUAUAGCCUAGUGUUUGGAGAAGGUGUAGUGAAUGAUGCAACAUCUGUUGUUCUUUUCAAUGCUGUUCAAAAAAUCAAUGCAGAUACACUUAAUAGCCACACAGCUCUUGGAAUCUUUCUAGAUUUCUUAUAUCUAUUCACCACAAGCACACUUCUUGGAGUUUCAGCUGGGCUUGUGACAGCAUACAUUCUUAGAGGCUUGUAUGUUGGCAGGCAUUCAAGUGUCAGAGAAAUUGCUUUGAUGGUUCUUGUAGCAUAUUUGUCCUACAUGUUGGCAGAGCUAUUUGAACUCAGUGGAAUUCUAACAGUCUUCUUUGCUGGGGUUUUGAUGUCUCACUAUUCAUGGCAUAAUGUGACUGAAAGCUCAAGAAUCACCACCAGGUAUGCAUUUGCAACAUUGUCUUUCAUUGCUGAAACAUUUAUCUUCCUUUAUGUGGGAAUGGAUGCUCUCGACUAUGAGAAGUGGAAAAUGAGCAUGUUAAGUAUUUGGACAAAAAUGGGAAUUUACAGCACUGUGAUGAUGUUAAUAUUGGUUGGGCGUGUUGCUUUUGUGUUUCCCCUUUCUAUUAUUUCCAAUUACAUGCACAGAAGUGGAGGUGACUCAUCAAAAAUCUCAACAAAACACCAGAUGGUAAUUUGGUGGGCUGGUUUAAUGAGGGGUGCUGUUUCUGUUGCCUUAGCAUUCAAACAAUUUACUCACUCGGGUGUGACACUGGACCCCACGAAUGCCACAAUGAUCACCACAACUAUUGUCAUCGUGCUCUUCAGUACCAUUGUGUUUGGUUUUUUAACAAAACCACUAGUGGAUCAUCUACUUCCUUCUACUAGUAGUAAUAAUUCAAAUACAACAAGGGGUGAUCCGGGAUCUCCAAAAGAGGACAUGACACUUCCAUUGUUGUCUGUAGAAGAAUCGGCUUCUGAAAAUCUUUCAAGAGCAAAAGACAAUUUGUCCAUGUUAAUGGAUAGACCCGUUUACACGAUCCAUUCCUAUUGGAGAAGAUUCGACACUGCUUACAUGAGACCUAUUUUUGGGGGCCCAUGUAGUGAUGAAAAUCACUCUUCAUGCUAG